This is a messenger RNA of Salmo salar (Atlantic salmon), 6078 nucleotides long. The record is from RefSeq and is a predicted model, not a curated record. Lineage: Eukaryota; Metazoa; Chordata; Actinopteri; Salmoniformes; Salmonidae.
CAUCUGUGUGUUUGUGUGUCUCUGUCCGUAGCCUCAGACCAGUCUGGACUGGCUGCCUCUGUGCUCUGUGUAGCCAGUUCGACAGAUUGUUUCACUGUGGAGACUUUACGGGAUUGGAGUGAGACUUUUCUUGGAUAGAUUGAUAGCUCCCAGUGAGACAGUUCUGCGUGAUGGAUAGUUUGUGACUGAUCGGGAGAUCUUUUGGGAGCACACAAGGGUCCUGUAGCCUACAGUACGAGGCUAUCUAUCAGCAGGGAGAGGAGUUGGCUCGACUCUACAGCUACGUGACCACGCUUCACUGACUCAACCCAUGGAUGGCAAAAUGCUAUGUCCAAGCUGAAGAGGUCUGUGUCUUUUCUGGUAGCUCUUCUGGAUGAGGCUGGAGCUGGAUGCGUUUCUCUCCUGUUCUGUGAUGGUGUGGUCUCACUGCUGGAGAUGUAGGAAGCCCUAUAUUCAGUGCCUUUCACACUUUCUGGUCUCUACUAUCUCUGUCUGCCUGCCUGUAUAGAGCAGAGCAGGCCUCGCUCUGUACUGUGGAGCUUGCUUAACUGCCUGGGCUGGACAUUAUAACAUGGAUGUUUAAUCAUAUAAGUGGAUCUAUUGCUGUUGUGUAAAAAGGGAGCCGUGGUGAAAGACGGUAACGUUCCCUAGAAAGGGCCCAAACCCUGGCCGCCACGCCAUGGCCCCUCGCAAGCGUCCAGGGCGGGGCCUCUCCGAUAUUUUCUGCUGUUUUAAAGGGAGUGAUCACCCGGAGAUCACCUACCGCCUUCGCCAUGACAGUAACUUCAUCCUACAGACCAUGGAGCCCUCCCUGCCCAUGCCACCUGAAGAGGAGCUGGAUGCCAUGUUCUCUGAGCUGGUUGAUGAGCUGGACCUGUCAGGGAAACACCGGGAAGUCAUGUUUGCCCUGCCAGCUGAGAAGAAAUGGCAGAUGUACUGUAGCAAGAAGAAGGAGGGAGAAGAGAGCAAGGGUGCGACUAGCUGGCCAGAGUUCUAUAUCGACCAGUUGAAUUCCAUGGCUGCUAGGAAGACCCUUAUUGCUUUGGAAAUGGAGGAUGAAGAAGAGAGGAACAAGACCAUAGAGAGCUUAAAGACAGCUCUAAGGACACAACCCAUGAGGUUUGUGACGCGGUUCAUCGACCUGGACGGUCUGACCUGCAUCCUGAACUUCCUGAAGAGCAUGGACUAUGAGACCACUGAGUCCCAGAUCCACACGUCCCUGAUUGGCUGCAUCAAGGCCCUGAUGAAUAACUCCCAGGGCCGCUCCCACGUGCUCUCCCACACAGAGAGCAUCAACAUCGUUGCCCAGAGCCUGGCAACUGAGAACGUCAAGACCAAAGUGGCGGUGCUGGAGAUCAUGGGUGCUGUGUGUCUGGUGCCAGGAGGGCACAGGAAGAUCCUGGAAGCCAUGCUGCACUAUCAGAAGUUUGCCUGCGAGAGGACUCGCUUCCAGACUCUGCUGAAUGACCUGGACAGGAGUACGGGGCGCUACAGGGACGAGGUCAACCUGAAAACAGCCAUCAUGUCCUUCAUCAAUGCAGUGCUUAGUCAGGGAGCAGGGGAGUCGAGCUUUGAGUUCAGAAUUCACCUGCGAUACGAGUUCCUUAUGUUGGGCAUCCAGCCGGUCAUCGAUAAACUGAGGUCCCACGACAACUCAACGUUAGACAGGCAUUUGGACUUCUUUGAGAUGCUGAGAAACGAGGAUGAACUAUCUUUGGCAAAACGAUUUGACACUGUGCACAUUGACACAAAAAGUGCCACGCAAGUGUUUGAGCUCAUAAAGAAGAAAAUGAGCCACACAGAUGCACACCCGCACUUUAUAUCUGUCUUACAGCACUGUCUCCUUAUGCCUUACAAGCGUAGUGGGAACACAGUGCAUUACUGGCUCCUCCUGGACCGCAUCGUCCAGCAGAUCGUCCUGCAGAACGACAAAGGUCAUGACCCUGAUGUCACCCCCCUGGAGAACUUCAACGUGAAGAACGUGGUGCGAAUGCUGGUCAACGAGAAUGAAGUCAAACAAUGGAAAGAACAGGCCGAGAAAAUGAGAAAAGAGCACCAUGAGCUGCAGCAGAAGUUUGAUAAGAAGGAACGCGAGUGUGAGGCCAAGUCCCAGGAGAAGGAGGACAUGAUGCAGACACUGAAUAAGAUGAAGGAGAAGCUGGAGAAGGAGUCCAGCGAACACAAGCAGGUCAAGCAGCAAGUGGCCGAGCUCUCCGCCCGGCUGCAUGACCUCAGCACUAGGCCAAAUCCAAGUGUUCCUGGUGGCCCUCCACUCAUACCUGGGGCCCCUGGAGGUCCCAUACCACCCCCUCCCAUGCAGGCUGCCAUGCCCCCACCCCCUCCACCACCCCCUGGGGGCAUGCCUCCACCGCCACCCCCUCCACCUGGUGGACCUCCUCCUCCUCCAGGCAUGGCUCCUCUUGGUCCCCCUCCUCCACCUGGAGCUCCCAUGGGACCAGGGCUGAAAAAGAAGAACAUCCCCCAGCCCUCCAACCCACUCAAGUCAUUCAACUGGGCCAAGCUGGCUGAGAAUAAGCUGGAGGGCACUGUGUGGACGGACAUCGAUGACAUCAAGGUUUUCAAAAUCCUGGACCUUGAGGACAUCGAGAAGACGUUCUCUGCAUACCAGAGACAGCAGGACUUCUUAACAAUGAACAAUAACAAGAAAGAGUCCGAAGACGAUACGGUGACCUCCAAGAAGGUCAAGGAGCUGUCAGUCAUCGACGGUCGCAGAGCCCAGAACUGUAACAUCCUCCUCUCUCGGCUGAAGCUGACCAAUGAGGAGAUCAAGAGGGCCAUCCUGACUAUGGACGAACAGGAGGAUCUGCCCAAAGACAUGCUGGAGCAGCUGCUAAAGUUUGUCCCAGAGAAGAGUGACGUGGAUCUCCUGGAGGAGCACAAGCAUGAGCUGGACCGCAUGGCCAAAGCUGACCGCUUCCUCUACGAGAUGAGCAGGAUCAACCAUUACCAGCAGAGGUUGCAGUCCCUCUACUUCAAAAAGAAGUUUGCUGAAAGAAUCGUCGAAGUCAAACCUAAAGUUGAAGCUCUAACCAGGGCGUCUAAAGAGAUGCUGCAGAGCCGCAACCUCAAGCAGCUUCUGGAAGUGGUCCUGGCCUUUGGUAACUACAUGAACAAGGGCCAGAGGGGAAACGCCUAUGGCUUCAAAGUGUCCUCACUCAACAAGAUCGCUGACACCAAGUCCAGCAUUGACAAGAACAUUACUCUGCUGCAUUACCUGAUCACCAUCCUGGAGCAGAAGUAUCCCAAAGUGGCUGUGUUCCAGGAGGAGCUUCAGAGUGUUCCAGAGGCAGCUAAAGUCAAUAUGACAGAGCUGGAGAAAGACAUCAACAAUCUGCGCUCUGGUCUGAAGAGUGUGGAGAUGGAGCUGGAUUUCCAGAGAGGUCUUCCUCAGGUUUCGGGGGAUAAGUUUGUGUCUGUGGUGAGCCAUUUCAUCACUGUGGCCAGCUUCAGCUUUUCAGAGGUGGAUGAUUCUCUGACUGAGGCCAAGGAGCUGUUUCUGAAGGCAGUGCAGCAUUUCGGGGAGGAUGCAACCCGUAUGCAGCCAGACGAGUUCUUUGGAAUCUUCGACCAAUUCCUGCAGGCGUUCGCUGACGCUAAGCAGGAGAAUGAGAACAUGCGCAGACGCAAGGAGGAAGAGGAACGACGGGCCCGCAUGGAAGCACAGCUGAAGGAGCAGAGGGAGAAGGAGCGCAAGGCCAAGAAGGCAAAGGAGAACUGUGAGGAGGACGGUGAAUUCGACGACCUCGUUUCAGCCCUGCGCUCCGGGGAGGUGUUUGAUAAGGACUUGUCCAAGAUGAAACGCAACCGCAAACGCGCCAACUCAUCAGCUGAGACCAGCAGGGAGCGACCCGUCACCAAACUGAACCUCUGAAACAACUGGCAACUGAUCCUGUCUUACUGGAGCUAAGCUAUGCUGCCCUCUGGUGUCCUGGCAUGAGCCUAGUGCCCCCAGUUUUGGGAGUGGACAGAACUCACUUCUAAAACGGAACUGAGCAGGAAAGGUGGUGGACAGACCUCUACUUACUCUUCUGCUACUCAAGCAACAAUAACCCAGAGCUUGUGUCCGUCUGGAAACAGACAUAUAAGAUAUUACCUCCUCUGAAAACCAUGAACUAUGGAUAAGGAGUGACUCUCUAAGCUAUUUGUGUUAAUUGCCAAAACCUACACUUUUAAAAUGCUGUGCUCUGAAUGACAGUUUUUCUCAUGUUGUGGAUGGGACACUUUUUUUAAUAGCAUAGGGCUCUUGCCCUGGAGUACGACAGUCCUCUUGACCCUUCCUACCUGCAAAAAUGAGCAGGAAGUGGAAUGGAAAGCCAGGGGUCACACACACACACCGGCUGAGAUACAUUUCCUCUUUUAAAUGGGAGAAAGUGGAACAUCUUUCCUGCUAUUGUGUUCAGUCAGUCAGACACCUCUAGAGAGUAUAGUAGAGGAUGCCAACCCCAUGCACAGUGUCUCUUGAAGCACAAUCCAUCAUGUAUGAAUUACAUUUUUGAGAUAACAAGAAACACAUUUUGAUACUGUUUUUAUCACAAUUUUGCAAGACCUAAUUUAGAUAUUUAAAACCAAAUCAAAGAUGCAAUAUUACCAUUUUAUUAGAGCCUAUAACUUUCAUCUAUAAAAUACUCCAUUAGAACUGAAAUAUACAGUAUUGUAGAAGAGUAGGACCUAAUUUUAGGCCUGCUGACUUGAAAAGACUGUCACCGUUUCUAUAUUAUUCGAAGAGUUACCAAAAAUAAUUGCUCUUCCACUGGUCAUCCUAACACACUGAGGAUAUCAGUCUGGAAACUAUUCAGCCCAACAUGUUUCAGUUUUGUUUUUGUGUUUUGUGUUCAUUACUGCCAUGUACCGUACCAGUCAAAAAAUAGUAAAAAUGAAGAAGAACCCUGGAAAGAGUAGCUGUGUCCAAACUUUUGACUGGUACUGUAUGUGUAUAUUAUGUACAUACUGUAUGCCCAUUCCAGUGUCACCUUACUUGACUCUCAAAAAAUCUAGGCGGCAGUCUGCCUUCUCCCUACAGUUUUCAGCCAUUAGCUUCCCCCACGACUGGCUCAUUUGAACUACAAACGUCAAUAAUCAUUGCUUGCGAUGCGGCUUUCGAAACAUAUGGACCUUAUCUUUCAUCAGAAAGAAUCCUUCAAAUAAAAAAUAUACACUUACUGUAGCAGUUUUGCACAGAUCCAGCUAUAGGUGCCGCCAUCUGACCAAACUACACUUCCACUACACUUCCCGAACUACGCUUACACAGAUGUUACGAGCAUGCAAUAUAGCUAAUUAGCACAGGUGGUUGCCUCUUCCGUCUGUUUUCCAUAAACAAGCGCUGUAACAUAGAGAUAUGGCCAUGUGGGAACCCUGACCCUAUCAAGGUCUGUAUCAAUUGAACUUUUUUUGCUGAUAUAAGGUCCUUAUGCUUCCAAAACCGUACCGCAAGUGAUACGUAUUAUUGUUCAUAUUGAGCGUCGGGGCUCUUAACAAAACUCCCUGUACAGAAGACGCCUUCAUCCAAUAUGUGGAAUGGAAUGGAAUGGAACUGAGAGUCAUGGGCUAUUCCUCACUAUAACAUGUACAGCAGAAAGCUUUCAGUUAUUUAGUAAAACCUUUUGUCAAACCUUUGGUCACAUUUCUACCAACACCCUCCUUACUUAACUGUGUGAUAGCAUGUCUGAUGUAUGUGGAUUCUUUCUAUACAGCUUUAUUAUUAUUUAAACAACUUUCAAUUUCGAAACUAAAGUAAUAAACCUGGAUGUUAAUUAUCUGUUGAAUCUGUUUUUUAUGUUUACAAGCCAAAACUACAACCAGUAAUUCAUCUCGGAUUGUAUUAAACUGUAUUUCUGUUUUCCAGAAAUAAAGACUGGUAUUCAUCUCAGAGUUAUAGUAAGGAGCAUCCUCUGGUGGCCAAUGUGCAAAAGUAUCUAUUUUUUAGGUUCCAUUUCCAUGUUUUCAAGACAUUCUUUGAGGAUACAAAUUUGCUUGUUAAUUGUAUUACUUUGGGGACUAUUCAAUUCAGAAAGCAUUGUGAGUAGGGACUUGAUUUCUAAUAAAACUUCUGGCAACAUA